This is a messenger RNA of Dothidotthia symphoricarpi CBS 119687, 2514 nucleotides long. Its product is annotated as amino acid permease. Gene Ontology annotation, cellular component: membrane. Lineage: Eukaryota; Fungi; Ascomycota; Dothideomycetes; Pleosporales; Dothidotthiaceae. The transcript is spliced from 3 exons. The record is from RefSeq and is a predicted model, not a curated record. Gene Ontology annotation, molecular function: amino acid transmembrane transporter activity. Bases 419 to 2203 code for a protein of 594 amino acids. Gene Ontology annotation, biological process: amino acid transmembrane transport.
AUCAAAAUCAGCCUUGGGAUUGCCCCUGGGUUUUCAUUCGCGUGGGCUGCAUGUCACUUGCCAUCUGCAGGAAUUCACGGCAUGGCCUGCCCCCAAUUCGAUAAUCGUAUCCGCCGCUCACUAAGCCCAAUCCCUUCAUGGCCCGGCGCCUGCAUCUUAGGCCUACAUCCAAUCUGCUACCCGGCUAUCUGGACCCUGCCAUAUGCACCCUGGACACUUGUAAGCUUGCGUUUCUAAAAUACACCUGGCCCAACCUCCUCCGACGUGAGCACGAGAGACGCUCAUUACCUUCCUGGAUUCUUUCUCUUGGGCCACGACUAGACCACCCUUGCUACAGGAUCGACCAAGCUCGCAGCGCCCGCUGCCUUUGCUUUUUGCUGGUUCCCAUCGCCGUGUAACCACGCCUUCGCUUAUCACCAUGACGAUUGAGGACGACAUGUACGGGACUGAAAAGAGCUUUGGAAGAGGCUCGCAAGCCUCGGAUUACUAUGGCGAAAGCUCCGUACAUAGAGAUGGCAUCGGGAGAAGAGUUAUCGAGAGUUUCAAGAGAGAUCCGAAUUUCGUAGUCACGCCCAAGACGACUAUGGGUGCUGAUUCCAAGGUCUUCGAUGUCGAGAGUGCAGCGGCUAAUACGGCCAAUUCGCCACUUGCGCGGAGACUCAAAGGCCGCCAUCUACAGAUGAUUGCUAUCGGAGGUUCGAUAGGUACCGGGUUGUUUGUUGGUUCAGGCCAAGCCUUGGGCAAUGGUGGCCCUGGGUCACUCGUCAUUGCAUACUGUCUCGUAGGAAUAAUGCUGUACUGCACCGUUCAUGCUUUGGGCGAGAUGGCAGUGCUGUUCCCCGUUGCUGGUUCCUUCUCAGCAUAUUCGACUCGCUUUCUGGACCCCGCGUGGGGGUUUGCCAUGGGCUGGAACUACGCUUUGCAAUGGUUGGUUGUGCUUCCUCUGGAGAUUGUUGCUGCGACUUUUACCAUCGAAUACUGGAAUGGUGGCAAGGUCAACAACAAUGUUUGGGUCGCUAUCUUUCUGGUCCUUAUCGUCAUCAUCAAUCUUUUUGGCGUCAAAGGAUAUGGUGAAGCAGAGUUUGUGUUUGCAAUUAUAAAAAUCACCGCGGUCAUUGGCUUCAUCAUUCUAGGCAUCAUCAUCAACAUCGGUGGCGGUCCAGAAGGAGGCUACAUUGGCGGUAAGCUCUGGAGCGACCCAGGUGCCUUCAACAACGGCUUCAAAGGUAUAUGCAGCACAUUUGUCAACGCUGCAUUUGCCUUCUCGGGAACUGAGCUCGUCGGUCUUGCUGCAGCAGAAACAGCCAACCCACGAAAGUCUCUCCCUACCGCUGUCAAGCAGGUCUUCUGGCGUAUCUCGCUAUUCUACAUUGUCUCACUUACUAUUGUCGGCCUACUCGUACCUUACACCGAACCGCGUCUUCUACAGAGCUUGUACAGCACCGAUGCUGUCGCCUCACCCUUCGUCAUCGCCAUCCAGAACGCCGGCAUCGAAGGCCUUCCCUCCGUCUUCAACGCCGUCAUCAUGAUCGCCGUCCUCUCCGUCGGCAACUCCUCCAUCUAUGGCUCGUCACGCACCCUCGCCGCGCUCGCAGAGCAGAACCAAGCACCCAAGAUCUUCGCCUACAUCGACCGCCAGGGACGACCUCUUGUUUCCAUCGCCUUCGCCUCAGCCAUAGGCCUCCUCGCAUUCCUUGCCGGCGCAGACCGCAAAAUCCAAGAAGACGCCUUCAACUGGAUGCUCUCCCUAUCCGCGCUCUCCGCCGUUUUCACAUGGCUCUCCAUCUGCGCAGCACACAUCCGCUUCCGCAAGGGGUGGAAAGUGCAGGGCCACAGUCUCUCGGAGCUAGCAUUCCGCUCGCAGCCCGGCAUCAUCGGCUCGUACAUUGGCAUGUUCUUCAACAUCCUCGUCCUCGUCGCCCAAUUCUGGGUCUCUGUCUCGCCCAUCCUUGGCCCCGACGAAGCGCCCCUAAAUACCUCGGAACACCUGCAGAGGUUCUUCAGCGUCUACCUCGCCCUGCCCGUCACUAUCGCCUUCUACAUCCCGUACAAACUCUACUUCCGCACGUCGAUUGUGCGCUCGCAUAAUAUGGAUCUGCACUCGGGUAUUCGCGAGCUGAAUAUCGAGGCGCUGAUUGAGGAGGAGCGCGAGGAGCGCAAGAGGUGGCCGCGCUGGAAGAAGGUGUACAAGUUCUUGUGCUGAGACUGAUGCUUAUGCUUUAUGUGUGUCGUUAUUAGCGAUUAUUUUGUCGUUUUUCUUGCAGCGUUUUGCGCUUCUUUGCCCCCCUCUUUUCUUUUUGGUUGCGUCUUGGUUUGUGAUACCUACCAGGCGGCAUGCUUCGAGCAUUGCGCAGCCUUGCAUACUAGCUUGUCUUCUAUGUGGUUGUUACUGUGGAGCGCUGAUGAGGUUGGGUUAAUUAUGAUUGUUGUUGACGUUUCGCUGGGGUGAUUGGAGGGUUCAUAGAUGAUAAGUGAUAUGAGCUGGAUGGGGAUGAAUGAAACCAUGAACUUCAU